Drosophila gunungcola (fruit fly) is the source of this 2709-nucleotide messenger RNA. It is a transcript of the gene Wdr24, whose product is annotated as GATOR complex protein WDR24. The record is from RefSeq and is a predicted model, not a curated record. Lineage: Eukaryota; Metazoa; Arthropoda; Insecta; Diptera; Drosophilidae. Gene Ontology annotation, molecular function: protein binding. Gene Ontology annotation, biological process: positive regulation of TOR signaling. The coding region runs from base 69 to 2408 and encodes 779 amino acids. The transcript is spliced from 8 exons.
AAAUAAUAGAUAGCGUCUUGUCUUAUCAAAUCACUGUUUUGUUUUUCAAAAACGCAAACUGCUGCAGGAUGCCCGAUUCCUUGGAGGAAAAGGACACCUCCACAAUUUCGCUGCGGAUAUGCGUGGAGGGACAUGCAAAUGCGCUGGUUUUGAACAAGGAUAACAACCAGGUGGCUUUGGCUGGAAGGAGCUUGCUCAAGGUGUACGCCAUCAACAGCAAUGGCUUUACGGAAUCGUGUAACAUGCGCGGGAAGAACCAGAACCUUAGUUAUUCCGCCAAUGAUGUGGCCUGGUCCACCUUGGAUAGUAAUCUUCUGGCCACGGCGGCCACCAAUGGCGUGGUUUCCGUGUGGGAUCUCUCCAAGUUUGGGCGGCAGAAGCAGCUCCUGGUGUACAACGAGCAUGAGCGCACUGCCAACACCGUGACCUUCCAUAGCAGCGAACCCAACAUCCUGAUCUCUGGCUCCCAAGAUGGCACCAUCAAGUGCUUCGACAUUCGAUCGGAUAAGUCCGUUAACACAUACUUCUGCAACUCGGAGUCGGUGAGGGACGUGAAGUUCAGUCCGCACACGCAGAACAUAUUCUCCGCCGUCUCCGAGAACGGAACCGUCCAACUGUGGGACAUGCGAAAGUGGGACAAGUGCAUGGUCCAGUUUACGGCUCACUACGGACCCGUCUACACCUGCGACUGGCAUCCCACGCGAAACUGGCUGGCCACCGGCAGUCGGGACAAGCAGAUCAAGGUGUGGAACAUGGACGGCAGGCCGGGAUUGGAGCACACUAUCCAUACGAUAGCGGUGGUAGGACGGGUGAAAUGGCGGCCAGAAAGAACCUAUCACAUUGCCAGCUGCGCCCUAGUGGUGGACUACAGCGUGCAUGUGUGGGACAUCCGGAGACCCUACAUCCCCUUCGCCUCCUUCAAUGAGCACACCAAUGUGACCACUGGUAUUGCGUGGCAGGGCAGCGAUUCCCACUGUCUGCUGUCCAUCAGCAAGGACUCCACCAUCUAUAAGCAUGCUUUUAAGGAUGCCACAAGGCCAGCCAUGAAGGCAAAUGCCCAGGGAGCCAGCUUGGGCAGAUUUGGGGACAUUUCGUUUGUCAAUAAGAUCAAAGAAUAUGCCCCAAAAGCCAGUGGCGCAUCCAAUACCAAGUCUUCCAGCUUUAUAAGUCGCCGGAAACCGAAUGUGGCUGGAAGUAUUCAGUUUCAUUUGGACCAUUCUAAGAUGUACAAAAUCAUGGUUAACGAAACGUUUUCUGGCUAUCCCCUAAGUGAAUCCGUCUCAAGACCUACCCAAGAACAUGAAAGUUUUAUUGGCUGUGCCAGGGAACUGAUAAUUAGUGGCAAAAAGCUGUCGGAGCUUUGCGAGCACAACGCAGAAGUGUCCAAGAAAUACGGCAAACAUAAUGCCACCACAUUGUGGAACUUUAUCAAACUCUUCUACGGCAGCAAUCACUUUGAGCCUCCCUUCGAGCACCGCUCCUCUUUCUCGAACCAAAAGAAUCCGAUGAACUCCCGCCGUGCCACCCAAGUGGCCAGCGAUUGGCCCCAGCAGCGGAGUGAAUUGGGCCAGGAUCUCAAUGGAAACACUCCGGAGACGGCCCACGAGAUUGAUGUGGCCAAUGUGGAUGACGAUCCGCUCGGUGGCAGUGGAGUAGAGCAUCCACCUACUAGUUCUGUGAUUCUCUCCGAGACGCAAAUCAUCAGCGAGAUAACAUUUGACAACUUUGAGCUGUUACGCAAUGGAUUCAUAUUCGUGGGUCCCACAGAAUGCGCCAAGGCUUUGGCAUUUCCUGCCCUGCAUCACGAUGUUCAGGCAGCUCGCCCUCAACUGGAUCUCAAGGCCUCCGAUCACGAGAAGUCGCCCCCACCUCAUGUUCCCACUGUACUGAAAGUCAGUCAUGCUCCGCCCAUUCCCAUGUGGGAGCCACAUAAGUUUGUGUCCGACGCCCUCAUGCUGAUGAACGACGUUGGUGAUGUUCAAACUGCGCUGACAGUGCUAAUAGCUUUGGGAGAGGCUCGUAAACUGCUGCCCAUUGAGGACACUCUGGUGGAGCACUGGUUCUACACCUAUGUGGACCAGCUGCAUCGCUACGAGCUGUGGAACGAGGCCUGUGAGGUGAUCAACCGCUCCUGGCUGCGAUCCGUGCAGCAGAUCAACCAGCACUCGACGGCCAUGCACACGAACUGUGGAGAAUGUGGUCGACCGAUGGGCGGCAAGGUGGGCUGGUACUGCGACAAGUGCAAGUCCAUGCAGUCGGCCAAGUGCUGCGUCUGUGGCCUUAUCGUCCGUGGUCUUUACGCCUGGUGCCAGGGAUGCUCCCAUGGCGGCCACAUCGAGCAUCUUCAGAAGUACUUCGCCAAGCACUCCAAGUGCCCCAAGUGUGGACACAUGUGCUCGUACUCAUGAGACGCGGAAGAGGCUGGGUUUACCCAGCUUCUACCCCCGAUUUGAAUCCCUUUUAGUUAGAGAAGACUUUUUCCCAAUAAGUACCUUGCAAAAACACUUGAGAACCUUUCGAUAUUUCGAGCAGCUUACUAUUAGUUUUAAGCUUACUUACUGUUUGUGGAAUAAAAUCGAUAAAUUAAAUAUUUAAGAAUAGUUUAAAAUUAGCCAAAAACAAAUUUUAAAAACUUGUAUAAUCACCAUUUUCCAACACUGUUUGUUACUUAAAUAUUUAUAAAUAAUAAUGCCAAAUAAAAAUGUUUUC